This is a messenger RNA of Yarrowia lipolytica CLIB122, 528 nucleotides long. The record is from RefSeq and is a predicted model, not a curated record. NCBI's taxonomy places the organism in Eukaryota, Fungi, Ascomycota, Dipodascomycetes, Dipodascales.
AUGUCUCGAAAAACAAACCGACGAGAACUGACGGAAUUCGACAAGGGACGAAUAGUGGGGCUGGCGGACUGUGGAAAAAACCUGGCGGAAAUCUCCAAGCAGCUGGACAUUCCGCGAUCCACAGUACGAGACUUCAUCAAGCGGUCCAAGGAACGAGGCCAUUAUGAAAACGUACCACGCCCAGGACGUCCGCGGAAAACCACGGAGGAGAUCGACAAGCUGAUAGUGGAGGUCACAGACGACCGCAGCGACUCGCUGGAAGAUAUUCAGAAACAGAUUGUGCCCGAACUCAGUGUGCGGACUAUCAAGAGGAGGAUCAGAGAGGCUGCCGACAGACCGGAAGUGCUCAGCCCAGUGUCAGCCUCCGCCCCAGGAUCCUCCACCCUGCAACACACAACGCUGCAUCGUAACUCGGUGUCGAAACCCGGACUUAAAAAACCGUCGCUCAGUGGAACCAACCUCAGCGGAUCUGCCCUGGAAGCUUACGGAGUCAAGCAGGAGUAUCAGCCUCAGAUGAACCAUGUGUAA